Molecule: messenger RNA, 216 nt
Organism: Entrophospora sp. SA101
Lineage: Eukaryota; Fungi; Glomeromycota; Glomeromycetes; Entrophosporales; Entrophosporaceae
Source: the annotation of a GenBank genome assembly
AUGAGAUGUAAGUGUGGUAAAGAUGUUCGUUUGGAUAAGAAAUGGGAUCCUGAUUUGUUUGAAAGACAUAAUAAAGGCGGUGGCUGUAAAUAUAAUAAUGGUUUAUUAGGAAUUACCAAUUUUUUUAAAGAAAAUGAUAUAAUAGAAGCAUUUGCAAAAACUUCUUCAAUUGACAGUCUUAAUCAAAAUAUUACAGCAUCAAAGGGAACAAUAUGA